ACAAAUGGAAACCAUGGGUGAUUGUAGCUGUACCGGUUGCUGGAACAGGGCUAAUCUUAUGCCUCUAUCUUUGUUUCUCAAGCAAGAAAAAGCUCAAACGCAGAGGAGAGGAGGCAGCUUCAAGCAAUGAUCUAAUGCUAUUUGAUCUUAGUACUGAAACUCAUGCAAUCAUUGAUGCAACAAACACUAAAGAUAAUGAUAAGAAAAGAGGAAAGAAGGAUGUUGAGUUACCGUUGUUCAGUUAUGAGAGCGUAUCAUCUGCAACUGAUAAUUUCUCAACUGCAAAUAAGCUUGGAGAAGGAGGUUUUGGACCAGUCUACAAGGGGAAGUUACUUAAGGGGCAGAAAAUUGCAGUGAAAAUGCUUUCAAAAAGAACUGGACAGGGGCUCGAGGAGUUUAGAAAUGAGACAACACUAAUUGCAAAACUUCAACACAGAAAUCUUGUCAAACUCUUGGGUUGCUGUAUUGAAGGAAAUGAGAAAAUACUAAUAUACGAGUACAUGCCCAAUAAAAGUUUGGAUUUCUACCUUUUUGAUCCAACUAAGAAACAAAUGUUAGAUUGGGGGACACGCGUUCACAUUAUUGAAGGGAUUGCUCAAGGACUUCUCUAUCUUCAUCAGUAUUCAAGGUUAAGAAUUAUACAUAGAGAUUUGAAACCCAGUAACAUUCUCUUGGAUAGUGAAAUGAACCCGAAAAUAUCUGAUUUUGGCAUGGCUCGAAUAGUUGGAGAUAAUGAAAUACAAGCAAACACAAAUCGGAUUGUUGGAACUAUCGGCUACAUGUCUCCCGAAUAUGUCACGAUGGGUCUGUAUUCGAUAAAGUCUGAUGUGUUUAGCUUUGGAGUAUUGCUACUCGAGAUUGUGAGUGGGAAGAAGAACACAAGCUUUUAUAACUUCGAGUCACUCAAUCUUGUUAGAUAUGCUUGGGAAUUAUGGAGAGACGGUCGAAGUGUGGAGCUGAUGGAUUCAACGAUAGGGUGUUCAUCUUCCACUUCUACCCCGGUGAGAUACAUUAACAUCGGCCUACUUUGCGUUCAAGAAAGUCCAGCUGAUCGACCUGACAUGCGUGAUGUAGUCUCGAUGAUCAGUAAUGAACAUUCACCUCUGCCGACACCCAAGCAACCAGCUUUUACAGCAAUUAAGUCUGCAGAAGAAAAUUGUUCAAUAAACAGUGCAACUUUUUCGAUAAUGGAGGCUCGACAUCAUUAUUCUUCUUUCUUUUAUUUUGCUGCAAUUACUCACUCUCUGCGAGGAAUGGUUACGAAUAUUGCCAAGUCAUGGCAUUUCUUUGUUCUGCUUCUAACCCUUUCCUACUGCAAAGCAUGUUUCUCCCUUGUGGGUGAUACAAUUUCAGCGGGUCGGGUUCUUACAGUGAACGACAGGCUGGAAUCUCAAGGUGGGAUAUUUGAACUCGGUUUCAACAGACUACCCUCUUCUUCUUCAAGAAUCUACCUCUGCAUAUGGUAUAAAAACUUUGAUGCAAAAGACAUUGUCUGGGUGGCAAAUAGAGAGAACCCACUGUCUGACCCAUCUUCCUUAAAACUCAAACUCUCGGAAGAUGGCAAUCUGGUCCUGCUCGGAGAUUCCUCCAAGAUACCAUUUUGGUCCACAAAGCUGUCUUCUCCACUGUCAAAAUCAACUGAAGCAGUACUUCGCGAUGACGGAAAUCUUGUUUUAAGAGAUAACUCGAGCCUGAAUACUAUAUUUUGGGAGAGUUUCGACCAUCCAACCGAUACAUGGCUGCCAGGCGCAAAGCUUGGUAUCGAUAAGGUUACUGGAAAAUCGAAGCAGAUUAUUUCUUGGAAGAGUUUGGAAGAUCCUGCACCGGGUAUGUUCUCGUUUGGAUUAGACCCAAAUGGAAGCAUGAGUCAAUUUAUCUUACGGUGGAACAGAACCCAAAUAUAUUGGAGAACUGGAGAUUGGACUGGAAAAUCUUUCAGCUUAGCUCCUGAUAUGUGGAUGAAUGAUGUCAGCAACUACAAUUUUGUAUCCAGCGAAAAGGAACAAUAUUUUAUAUUUUCUGUUAAAAAUACUUCCAGGUUUAGAUUUUACAUUACGCCUUCAGGACAGAUCCAGCAAAUGGCGCGGAAUCCUAGCCCUUGGGCUUGGGCUAUAUUUUGGUCUCAACCGGCAAAUCCAUGUGGUGUCUAUGCUUCGUGUGGUGCAUUUGGCGUGUGUACUAAAUAUGGGAAUUGUGAAUGUCUAAAAGGCUUUGAACCAUCUUCGAUUGAAGACGCCAAUCUGAAAGAUUGGUCAGGAGUUUGUGUGAGGAAAUUGCCUUUGCAAUGUGAGAACAGUAAGCCUGCUAAUGGCAAAAGUGAUUCAUUCCUGGAAAUGUCAAACAUGGGAUUGCCAGUCAAUCCCAUAACGUAUUUGUCAGGGAGUGCUAGGAUAUGUGAAAAGUCUUGCAUGGAAAAAUGCUCUUGCACAGCAUAUGCUUAUAAUAUCAACACGUGUAUGAUAUGGGAAGGAGCUCUUUUGAACAUAACGCAACUUCCAGAUGGUGAUCCGGUUGGAAAAGUCAUCCAUCUCAGACUUGCUGGCGAUGAGCAUCAAAUUAGAACCAAAGGAAACAAAUGGAGAGUACGAGUAAUUAUAGGUGUUCUGGUCCCUGCAGCAGUGGUUAUCUUAUGUCUCUGUAUUUGUUUUUCAAGGGGAAAGCUCAAACGCAAAGGAGAGCAGGCUUCAAGCAAUGAUAUACGGUGUUUUGAUUUUAAUACGGAAUUUCAUGCAAUGAGUGAUGAACCGAUCACUGAAGAUAAUCUGAAGAGAAGAGGGAAGAAGGAUGCUGAGUUACCACUAUUCAGUUACAAGAGUGUAUUAGCCGCAACCAAUAAUUUCUCGAUUGCGAACAAGCUCGGGGAAGGAGGUUUUGGACCUGUCUACAAGGGGAAGUUAUUCAGAGGGCAAGAAAUUGCAGUGAAAAUGCUUUCAAAAAAUUCAGGACAAGGACUUGAGGAGUUCAGGAAUGAGACGAUACUAAUUGCAAAACUCCAGCAUAGAAAUCUUGUCAGAGUCUUGGGUUGCUGUAUCGAGCAAGAUGAGAAAAUAUUAAUAUACGAGUACAUGCCCAAUAAAAGCUUGGAUUUCUACCUUUUUGAUCCGACCAAGAAAAAGAUGUUAAAUUGGGAGACACGCAUACACAUUAUUGAAGGCAUUGCUCAGGGGCUUCUUUAUCUUCAUCAACAUUCAAGAUUACGAGUCAUACAUAGAGAUCUCAAACCCAGUAACAUUCUCUUGGAUAGUAGAAUGAACCCGAAAAUAUCAGAUUUUGGCAUGGCUCGAAUAGUAGGAGACAAUCAAACACACGCUAACACGAGGAGAAUUGUUGGGACUUAUGGUUAUAUGUCUCCUGAAUAUGCAAUGGAGGGUCUCUACUCGAUAAAGUCUGAUGUGUUUAGCUUUGGAGUAUUGCUACUAGAAAUUGUGAGCGGCAAGAAGAAUACUGGCUUCUAUAACAGCGAGUCACUCAAUCUUCUUAAUUAUGUUUGGGAGUUGUGGACGACCGAUCAGAGUUUGGACUUGAUGGAUUUGAUUAUAGGGUAUCCUCCUUCCAUUUCUAUUCUGUUGAGACUCAUUCACAUCGGGCUUCUUUGUGUCCAAGAAAGUCCGACUGAUCGACCCGCCAUGCUCGAUGUAGUCUCAAUGAUCAGCAAUGAACAUGCACCUCUGCCCACACCUAAAAAACCUGCUUUUAUCAGAGGCCGGACUGCAAUGGAUAGAAAUUCUGCAGUCAACAUGAGUGCAGGAGUAAACAACCUUUUAACUAUUUCAAUCAUGGAACCUCGAUGAUUACAAAGUACCAUUUUACAACCUCCGCGAGUGAAAGAGUCUCUUCACCAUUUCAGCUGGUCAAAUUUUAGCUAAUAAGUCAACAUCUUUCGUACUUUAGAAACAUACUUUUCUAAAACACAAUAAUAUAUCUCACCGUCUUCCAUUUAAAUACUUCAUUUUUUUUUUCUCUC
Molecule: messenger RNA, 3964 nt
Organism: Juglans regia (Persian walnut)
Lineage: Eukaryota; Viridiplantae; Streptophyta; Magnoliopsida; Fagales; Juglandaceae
Product: G-type lectin S-receptor-like serine/threonine-protein kinase At1g11300
Exons: 13
Coding region: 135-3791 (1218 amino acids)
Biological process (GO): recognition of pollen; protein phosphorylation
Molecular function (GO): ATP binding; protein kinase activity
Source: RefSeq, a predicted model, not a curated record